Messenger RNA from Aureobasidium namibiae CBS 147.97, 771 nucleotides. RefSeq lists its product as uncharacterized. Lineage: Eukaryota; Fungi; Ascomycota; Dothideomycetes; Dothideales; Saccotheciaceae. The record is from RefSeq and is a predicted model, not a curated record. Bases 1 to 771 code for a protein of 256 amino acids. The transcript has 4 exons.
AUGACGGAAACACAGAGUCUAGACUCGCAGCGAAGCGGCCUCGCACAGUUGCGUAGCCUGUGUAUCCAGAUCGUCCAGACAGAGACUAAAAUUUUAAUCGACCUCGGACUAUUGGAGUGGUUCUAUAAGACUCUUGCCUCGUAUCGUCAGCCAAGAACCCCGAAACGAUUAGAUGGAGGAAAGACAUUCACGCGCAAGUCGCCUGCAACAGAGCGUACUUCGGAACAAGCUUCAAAAGCCGUCAUUAAGUCACGUUACUACAAGCUGGCACUGUACUGUCAGAUCGAGAACAUUAAGAAGGGAUUGCAACUUUGCGGAAAGUCCACCCUAGGCGUCUCGUUCUCAACCAUGGCCCUAAGAGAAUGGACCAAGCGAGCAGGAGAUUCCGAGCUAAGAGAACAUACUGUUAAAUCAUGGAGAAAGCAAGGAGAGAAGUGGAAGAUACUCUAUGACAGGUUUACUCUAGGUAUACUCGAAGCGUCUCAUAAAGCUCUUAAUGCUUGGUAUGCUAGCACUAGCGAUCCCGGCACCGACUACCUAGGGGUCGUUUUAAACUUCUGUCCAAGCUUACGGAGUAAGUGCCUCACCCUGUCCCAACGAGCUCAGACUCGCAUGAAACAAUACUCGUUUGAAAAACUCCUUAACGAGUCACUUCUCGAAAAGCAUGGAAUAGAGGCGAGAAAUCGCGUACCUGUGGGCUCUGAAGCACGAAACCUCAAACAACUGUAUGAAACGCGCAGAAUUGGUGCUUCUGUCGAGGAGGACUCCUAG